GAGCCUGAGGCCCCGCCUCCAAGAGGCCUCUCCCCGGAGGGCCCGGCGGCCAGCAGGGAGGGGUGGCAGGCCGGGAGAGGGAAGGGUGCGGGGGGAAGGGGAGAGGAAGGGAGCGGUCACGUGUGGCUAGCGGCCCGAGGUCACGUGACGGGGCGCCAGAGCGGAGGGAGCCGGGGCUGGGAGUUCUCCUGAGGGAAGCGGAGUGGAGUCGGGGGGACGCGGCGGCGGCGCUGACAAUGAGUUUUCUUGGAGGCUUUUUUGGUCCAAUUUGUGAGAUCGAUAUUGUUCUUAAUGAUGGGGAAACCAGGAAAAUGGCCGAAAUGAAAACUGAAGAUGGCAAAGUAGAAAAACACUAUCUCUUCUAUGAUGGAGAAUCUGUUUCAGGAAAGGUAAACCUAGCCUUUAAGCAACCUGGAAAGAGGCUAGAGCACCAAGGAAUUAGAAUUGAAUUUGUAGGUCAAAUUGAACUUUUCAAUGACAAGAGUAAUACUCAUGAAUUUGUAAACCUAGUGAAAGAACUAGCCUUACCUGGAGAACUGACUCAGAGCAGAAGUUACGAUUUUGAAUUCAUGCAAGUUGAAAAGCCAUAUGAAUCUUACAUCGGUGCCAAUGUCCGCUUGAGGUAUUUUCUUAAAGUGACAAUAGUGAGAAGACUGACAGAUUUGGUAAAAGAAUAUGAUCUUAUUGUUCACCAGCUUGCCACCUAUCCUGAUGUUAACAACUCUAUUAAGAUGGAAGUGGGCAUUGAAGAUUGUCUGCAUAUAGAAUUUGAAUAUAAUAAAUCAAAGUAUCAUUUAAAGGAUGUGAUUGUUGGAAAAAUUUACUUCUUAUUAGUAAGAAUAAAAAUACAACACAUGGAGUUACAGCUGAUCAAAAAAGAGAUCACAGGAAUUGGACCCAGUACCACAACAGAAACAGAAACAAUCGCCAAAUAUGAAAUAAUGGAUGGUGCACCAGUAAAAGGCGAAUCAAUUCCAAUAAGACUAUUUUUAGCAGGAUAUGACCCAACUCCAACAAUGAGAGAUGUGAACAAAAAAUUUUCAGUAAGGUACUUUUUGAAUUUAGUGCUUGUUGAUGAGGAAGACCGAAGGUACUUCAAACAGCAGGAGAUCAUUUUAUGGAGAAAAGCUCCUGAAAAACUGAGGAAACAGAGAACAAACUUUCACCAGCGAUUUGAAUCUCCAGAAUCACAGGCAUCUGCUGAACAGCCUGAAAUGUGAACUGAACAGGAGGAAAAAAGGAGAGUAAAAAACUCCUGUAACCAUUGAGAUUAAGUUCAGCAAGUUAAAGAUGGUUGCAGCCGGAGUGGGGGAAAAAAGGCCAAAUCUCCAUAUAUAUUAGUCUUCCUUUAUCUUAACAGCACUGCAUUUAUUUUAUGAUAUAAUGAAAUGUUCUUUUCAUGUAUAUACAUUUUUAAAAGUGCUUUCUUUGAAACACUGGAACUUUCUUAAACUGCCUUUUUUUUUUUUUAACUUCAUACUCUGAUGAUAAGUACUCAGAUAUGCAUCAGCGUAAACAUGAAAAAUUGUCAUGUGAGUAGGCUGGUAUUUGUAAUUUUGCUUUCUUUCUGCAUAAUGUUGAUUAUAAAUCCUUCUUUCUUUUCAUGCUAAUGAUUACCUCUUAUUCUCUACAUGCAAAAAAUUAAAUAUUUUAUGUUCAAAUAAAAUUAGAAACCCUGAGUGGCCCCUUGCAUCCUGCAGAGAUUUAAAACAUGGCAUCUCAAUAUUUUCGAGAACUACAUUUGUUUUUACAUAUGUAUUUGAGAAAUGCAAAUAGAAUGUUUCACUGCAGGUACUUCUGAGUACCAUUCCAUGGCUUCCAGAAUUUUAUCUUCUUUGAGGUCUUCUGUGGUAUGACUGUUGAAUUUCUUCCCACAAGGGAUUAUGUAGCAGGUCAUUAUGGCCUUCUUUUUUUUGGCCAUAUUAAGUAACAGGUUUGCUAUUUUCCAGUAGUACCACUGUGUGUUUUCUGCAAAGUGGAGUUGACUUAGGUUGGCAUUUUAGAUUUGUUAAAACCAUUUUCUCCAUAAAUAUUUUGAAACAUAUUUAUAUAUUUCAAUUUAAUCUUUUGCCAUGUGUAUGCAAAUAUUUUCUUAACUUCACAAAUUCUCUUUUUCAGGGGAAAAUUUUGGGAUAGGGGACUCAGGAGGACCUGUGAAGCAUGUAGUAUCUAGAUCUGGUAAUUUCAUGUUUAUUAAACUCGAACUUUGGCUAUUUAAACUCACAUUGAAACUUCAUCCAGUCUCUUAAUUUUUUAACACUAAAUUCAAGUCAUGUGUUUAAAGUUUCUAAAAAAGAUUUCAGUCAUCCAUUCAUAUGCAUGGGGUCUGAUCGCAAAUACACUAAAUGUGGAGUGUAGGAACCAAAAUGAAACCUGCUGUGUGGAAACUACUUUCACUUAUGGUUCAUUGGGUUUUGUACCAAUUUUUUUUUUAUAUACUUCAGUGCAAGUCUUGUCAGUUAACCUUACUUUUAUGAGUAAGCUAAAUAACCCAAAUUACAUUUAUUUAAACCUGUUUUACUACUAUGGCACUUUGAUAAAAUGGUCAGUAACCAACUUUACUGGCAAAAGGGUCCAUGUACCAUGUGCUGGAGCAUCUGUUCUACAUGUGGAUAUCUAUGAAUUGGUAAUGUUUUCCUUCAUGUAAGUGCCUAUUCAGAGUUUCAGAAUUUUUAAAUGCCAAAUAUUUUCAUGGUCACUUGCAUGUAGUAAUCUAGAAAAUAUUCAGAGAUUUUGAAAACCAAUUGUAUUUAACCAGCCUCAAAUUGUGCAACCAUGAUGUAUAAUAAAGAAUUUGAAACAGAA
Messenger RNA from Cebus imitator (Panamanian white-faced capuchin), 2805 nucleotides. It is a transcript of the gene VPS26A, whose product is annotated as VPS26, retromer complex component A. The record is from RefSeq and is a predicted model, not a curated record. The transcript is spliced from 9 exons. The coding region runs from base 237 to 1220 and encodes 327 amino acids. Gene Ontology annotation, cellular component: retromer complex; endosome. Gene Ontology annotation, biological process: retrograde transport, endosome to Golgi; intracellular protein transport. Lineage: Eukaryota; Metazoa; Chordata; Mammalia; Primates; Cebidae.